Messenger RNA from Somion occarium, 2264 nucleotides. The record is from the annotation of a GenBank genome assembly. Lineage: Eukaryota; Fungi; Basidiomycota; Agaricomycetes; Polyporales; Cerrenaceae.
GCGGCCUCUUCUCUUUUCAGACCCCGUGCUGGCUGGUUUCUCAUAUAUUCGAUCCCUCUUCCGCCCCUCCACAUGCUGUAUAUUGGCAUGCCUUGCCUUGGGAGCGCGAGGCUCGUCUUCGACUUGCUGGCGGUUCCAUUCUCGCCGUCUCUUCGCCGUCCUUGCUCCUCACUGCGGUCGUUAUACGUUUCCUUCCCAAGCUCCAAGUCCACCCCAAACCGUUGGCCGCGUCGCGCGUUCUCAAUCAUGGCGCAUUCUCGUAGCGACCUUUUCGAUUAUACAUCAGGGCGGUGGAUCUAUUCAGCAUCAACGAUGCUCUUCGCCACGCAGAGCGCAGACGUGUCUUCAACGUCGAUGGGCUACGUCGACUUGCGGCGCAGUCCGUUGAUCGGAGUCCUGACGAUAUCGUCGACUUUGCAAAGCUCGCCGAGGGCGGAUUUAACCGUACCUUCCUCAUCACCAUGCGCGGCGGCUUCCAAAUGGUAGCGCGUAUCCCCUACCCGGCUACGGUUCCCAAGUACUACGCUAUCGCUAGCGAAGUGGCCACUAUGGCCUUACUCCGUUCCUCUGGGCUUCCUAUUCCCGACGUAUACGGAUACUCGCCUGCGCCGGACAACGCGGCGGAAACCGAGUAUAUCUUCAUGGAAUUCAUCCGAGGUACUAAGUUAAGCGACAUAUGGCUUGACCUAGAGGAACGGGAUCUCAUUUCAGUCUUGCACCAACUGGCUCAACUCGAGUCGAAGAUGAUGUCGAUUUCUUUUCCGGCUGGCGGAAGCCUGUACUAUGCACAAGAUCUGGAGAAGGUGGCCGGAGGGCCAGGCAUCCCGCUGAAGGAUGAACGCUUCUGCGUCGGUCCAGAUGCAAGACUACCUCUCUGGUAUGGCAGGAGAUCACAGCUCGACGUAGACCGGGGACCGUAUGAAAGCGCCGAAGCAGCGCUCGUAAGAGCAGCCCAAAAGGAACUGGCUUAUUUGAAGCAGUUCGGCCAACCGCUGUUGCCGUUCCAGCGCAUAAGGAGGGAAGCCUACAGGUACCAGGAGCAGUUGCCAUUAGACCACAUCGAGAACCUGAACCGCUAUCUCCUCAUCGCGUCAUCACUCGCCCCCAAGGACCCGGGCCUCUGUCAUUUCCGCAUCCGCCAUCCCGACCUCCAGCAGAACAAUAUCGUCGUUUCGAGGUCGUCCGACUCUAACUGGCGAGUCAUCGGCCUGUUAGACUGGCAACACGCCUCGAUCCUACCCCUAUUUCUCCUUGCUGGUAUACCCGAACGCCUGCAGAACUACGAUGAUCCUAUCUCGCAACGUUUAACGCGACCUUCGCUACCGGAGAAUUUGGACGACUUAGACGAAGCCGAGCAAAGCCGAGCGAAGGAACUCUACCGCCGCCGCCUCACCCAUUACCACUACGUCAAGAGGACCGAGGAGUGCAACGAGCCCCAUUACGCGGCCUUGACAGACCCCGUGGGUAUGCUCCGCCGCCGCCUCUUCUACCACGCCGGUAACCCGUGGGAGGGCGAGACUCUCGCGCUGAAGGUUGCGCUAGUAGAAGCAGCGGAGAAGUGGGAGACGCUUACGGGGGGAGGCGCGCCGUGUCCAGUCGUGUUCGACGCUGAGGAGGUACGCGAGACGAUGAAGCUGGAUGCAGUACAGAGAGGAGCGGACGAGACUCUGGAGGCAUGCAGAAACAUGAUCGGCUUUGGGCCGGAGGGCUGGGUGACUACCGAGCACUACGAGGAGGCUAUGACACGCAGCAAGCAGCUGAAGGAGGAUGCAUUGGCGGAGACCACGUCGGCGGAGGAACGGGCUGAGAUCACGGCGCACUGGCCCUUGGACGAUAUGGAUGAGGAGAAAUACAUGUAAUGAAACGAGCUAGAUAUUCCGCGGUGUUGUUAUCUUAUCUGCUGUUGCUUUGUUGUCGACGCCCUCUCUUUCCCAACAUGGUCAUCUCGCUCGCGGCGUGCUUGAGCGUCAACAAGACGAGCUGAUCUUGAGAAAAGAGCCAGCCAGGGUCAGCCCUGCCCCCGGACUUCUUGUCUGUCGUGCGAGCGGAUCGCGAGGGACAUUCGCUUUCAAAAUGAAUUCCGGACCUCCAGCGCUCGGCGCUCACUCAUCUCUGACUACAACCACCAUGUGCUUUGACUUUGGCCGAACUUGUAAUACACUGCGCGAGAUAUUACUGCGCGGUCACUACAUCUUUCUGUGUAGCUCAUCCGGGUAACCUGUAUUGACAAGUCCUAUGCGCAUGCAUAUUUGUUGAACUUAUUC